This is a messenger RNA of Drosophila willistoni, 984 nucleotides long. Its product is annotated as circadian clock-controlled protein daywake. Lineage: Eukaryota; Metazoa; Arthropoda; Insecta; Diptera; Drosophilidae. The record is from RefSeq and is a predicted model, not a curated record. The transcript is spliced from 5 exons. The coding region runs from base 88 to 921 and encodes 277 amino acids.
UUCGUUUGCGGAUAACUGGAUUAGGAGGCGCAGUGGUGACAGUGACUCGGAAAAAGUGUGUGCGUGUGACAGUGUGACAACUUUUCCAUGAUGCGUUUAAUUGGUUUAGCCUGGGCUACGGCAGUCUGUUGGCUCCUAGGAGCCGUAGACAUAGUCGAGAGCGUAGCAUAUUUCACGGAAAAGCCCUCAUACAUUGAAUCAUGCCGCAUCUAUGAGCCCGAGUUUACAAAAUGUUUAACACGUUCAACACAAAAGUUCAUGAAUGAAGUAAUCAACGGAAUACCAGAGCUUUUGGAAUCAUUUGGUCCCAUGGAUCCCAUGCGACAAGAUCAGCUCACUUUCAAGCAGGCCAACAGCGAUGUGGCCACCAUCUCGGCCAAUCUAACAGAGCUGCUAAUACGGGGCUUUGGCAACAUGGUGAUCAAGGAGAGCAAAGUCAACAAAAAUAAUUUUAGUUUGCAGGAUAAAAUCUAUUUGCCCCAAAUGCGAUUGGAUGGCAAAUAUAAGAUGGUUGGACACAUUUUAAGGGUACCUCUUAGGGGUGCUGGAAAAAUAUAUAUAGAAAUUGAUGACCUCAAUAUCCUGGUGAAUGUAAAGACACGUCUGUAUGAGAAGGGCGGCUUCACCUUCUACAAUGUCACAGAUGUGCGGGUUCAACUCGAUGUUGGAAAAGUCCGUACCAAUUUGGAGAAUCUCUUCAAUGGACGAAGCAAAGAGGUGGAACGCAGCACCAAUCAGUUCUUCAAUGACAAUUGGCGUGACUUUUUCGAGGCAAUGCGUCCGCUGAUUAGCGAAACUGUGGAGCGAACUCUUAUGGAUUUGCUAAAGAAAACAUUCGAUUUAAUACCCGCCAAUUUCUUUGUGGAGGAUAUACCCAAUUCUUUGGAGCUGUAUGGACGUAAAACUCAAAUGAUAACGUAAAAAAUUAUUUACUGUGUGUGUUUUUUUGUUUUAAAUAAUAAAUUGUUAAGGGCUAAAGUUAGA